AUUUGUAAGCGUAACGUUCAAGUCGUCGUUCUCCAAACGAGUAGCACCGUUAACAUUUGUCGUGUGCGUGCGUUCGUUUGUUCGUGUGUGUUUGUUUGUGUUGCAUUCUCAUUUGUAUUUUGGUUAUUAUUACUACAUUGGUGUCGUCGUCGUUCUCUCUCUCUGUGUGAAUUUUAUAUAGAAAGAAUUUCUAAUGGUGUUGUUGUUGUUGUUUUUGGUGCUACUACACAACAAAUAAACAACAAACAAAGAAGAAAAAAAAAAGAAACAAAGAUGUGGAGGAAAUAGAAUUUUGUUCUCCCACAAAAAUAAAAUUUGAAGCAAAAAAAAAGAAUUUUGAAAAAAAAAAACACAAAUUUUUGGAAACCAAUUUUUGUGAAAGAAAACGGAAAGGCUUUGCCAUUUUGGUGAUAUGAAUGUGAUUUUUGUGCGGAAUAUCCUGUAGGUUUUUGAUGACUGUGUGACGGAUAUAGUCUCCCCAGCAGAUACAGAAUCCAUUACCCAAGAGAAAAAAAAACAGAGGCAGGAUUUGAGAGUAAAUAAAUGGAACGUAACACAAACAACGAAUUGCAUGACGUUUCAAUGGAAUAAGAAAUGUCAAAAUUUUGCUGGCAUUACUAAAAUAGAAGAUGAAAUAAAAAGUAAUUUUGUUUUAAAAGUGCAAAAGAAAUCUGUAAUUUUGUAGUGAAACAAAAAUUAUUAGCUAUUGAAAAAUAGUCUUUAUUGCUGUUGUCGGUCUUAACGUUGGGCGCUACCGUUGCCACAAUAACAUAAAUUUCAUUCACUCUGCUCUGCUCUUUGCCAAUCAGAGAUAGAGAGAAACUAGAAUUUUAAUAUAAACAAAUUUUGUUCGAAAACAAAUCUAGUGGAACCAAAAUAAAUUACCAAUAAAUGAAAUAAAAAAAAUAAUGCAUACAUAAUUGUUAAAAUCGAUAUAUAGUGAAUAUAUAUUUAUGUAGCUGGUUUUUUAAAGUUAAUAUCAAAAUAGAAAAAAAGAUAAAUUACAAAAUAAAUUUGAAAUUCUUUGUGCUUCAAAUACGCAUAUCGACCAUAAAAUAAUAUUAAAUAAGUGAUUUAAUAACAAAUAAAAUAACAACAAAAAAGGUACCCAAAGUUACACAUUUUGUACAGAGGCCAGUUAACAAACACUCCUCCAACUCCCCCUCUCCAUUUGGAUGCUCUGAAUUUCUUUCAACCCAGCAGUCGGAAGCAGAAAAAGACUGGCUGCUGACGGAAAAUUAGUGUGGGCAUUAAUAUAUCACAAACAUUGAUUGUUCUCAAAAAUAAACUUCAACAAGAGCUGCUCUUAAAUAAUAAAAAUAAAACGAAGGAAAAAUAGACAAGCAACAAAAAAUAAUCGCCAACAAAACAAAAAAGUAAUAAAAGUCACAAACACAACGCCAGUGAAAGCCAUUCUCACCAGCAUCAUUGUCGAAUGUUAAUAACAAUUGGAUGAGAGGACGAAACGGAGAUACUGUCAAAGAAGAAAAAGUCGAAGAAAAAAAUCCUUGUGACCGACCACUAGACCAGACCGUCACUUGAAAUGACAAUGAAUUAAAUUUUGUGUGUGCUUUGGCUUUUAUUGACAACAAGAAGUCAGGAUAUUCCAUAGAAACUUAAUUCAACAAAGGAGAGAAGUAAAUCCUUUUGAAAAAUCCGUAAUUAAUAAUCUGGAGCUGAAGAAAAAGAAAAAUUUGCAAAGAAUGUUGUCCUGAUGACAUAAAUACCAGGAAUAACCAUUAGUAUUGAGGAACAUUAUUGACAAACACAACAAAAAUAAUAACAAUAAAAGGAUAACAGGAACUUCAUUAGUGGAGAAAAAUCCAGAAUAGAGCGCAAGAGAGAGACAGAGAGAGAUAGUAAAAGAUUGGGGAAAUAAAUACCACUAUACCACGAAGCAAACACUAAGCUCAAUUUUUGCCCCUCCACCCUUAGGUUCUAAGCUAUAUACAAGCUACCCCCCAGACACAUAAAAGGAAACAAUUCCUUUCAAGGAUUCUCCAAAGCAAAAAAAUGCAUUAAAUUCCCAAAAUUUACAUAAUCAAGUUAUAGAAUCCAAUUUAGCCACAUUGUUGUUGUUGAUGUCCUCAGCAUCAUCAUCAUCAUCGUCCACGUCGUCAUCAUUAUAAAAUAUUUAGCGAUAAAAUUUUUAUUUUUCUAAUAAAACCCAGACCUGGUAACGGUCUAAUUUUGGUGCCGUUGCCAAAGCUACACCAUCAUGGAUGACUCCACCAUUAGCAUGCCCCUGGUGGCCAAGGAGGAUUGCAUGAAAGCUCUCAUCAAGCCAACCAAUGAUAAUUCGACGUCGGUGGUCAGUUUUCAAAAGAAUCCAAUUAUUACGACCACCAAUUCCACGCCAACCAAUGUCAAUUCAAAUGCGAAUAUCGCCAACGCCACCGCCGCCACCGUCGCCACCAAUGCCGCCAACACCGCUGCCAAUGUGCAACAGCAUCUUCACCAGCAACAACAGCACUUGCUGUUGUCAUCACAACACAACAAUCAGUUACCAUUACAGCCAACAAAUUUCGUGGGGAACAAUCUGAAGAAUGGCUCAUUGAGUUAUGGCUCACAAAAUAAUCUCUGCAAUGGCGUUAUAUCCGGCAAUCAUAUAUUGGCGCCAAAAAUUCAAAACAGCUGCAGCCCCAAUGGCCAGAAAAAGGGCACCGUCUCCCUAACCCAUCUGCCCCAGAGGCCACCGGUCGAUAUUGAAUUCACAGAAAUCUCAUAUUCUGUAUCGGAGGGACGACGGCGCGGCUUUAAGACAAUAUUAAAAGGUGUUUCGGGCAAAUUUCGCAAUGGUGAGCUGACGGCAAUAAUGGGACCUUCGGGUGCUGGCAAAAGUACGCUGAUGAAUAUUUUAGCAGGAUAUAAAACAUCCCAGCUGAGCGGCUCGGUGCUUAUCAACGGCAAGGAGCGUAACCUGCGACGUUUCCGCAAGCUCUCCUGCUACAUUAUGCAGGAUGAUGUUCUCAUUGCCAAUUUGUCGGUGCGCGAGGCCAUGAUGGUCUCGGCCAAUCUGAAGUUGGGCAAAAACAUGAAUUUGGCUGCCAAAAAAGUCGUAGUCGAUGAAAUUCUCGAAACCAUCGGUCUAAUCGAAUCAAGCAAUACCAAGACUUGUAAUCUCUCCGGAGGACAACGAAAACGACUCUCGAUUGCCUUGGAGUUGGUGAAUAAUCCACCCGUUAUGUUUUUCGACGAACCCACAUCGGGUCUGGACAGUUCGACGUGCUUCCAAUUGAUAUCGCUGUUGAAGUCGCUGGCACGCGGUGGCCGUACCAUUGUUUGUACAAUACAUCAACCGUCCGCCAGGCUGUUUGAGAAAUUCGAUCAUUUGUAUAUGCUGGCCGAGGGUCAGUGUAUGUACGAGGGACGGGUGAGGGCUUUGGUGCCAUUUUUAUCCUCUCUGGGCUAUGAUUGUCCAUCGUAUCACAAUCCGGCCGAUUAUGUGCUCGAGGUGGCCAGCGGUGAAUAUGGUGAGUGUGUACCGAAACUGGUGGCAGCGGUCAAGAGUGGUGUCUGCAAGAAGUAUAGCCAAAAGAACUAUGGCCUCGAUAUAAGCAAGGACAUUACCAAUGACAUUGCCAAGGGCAAUGGCUCGGCGGCCAAUGUCGGCAAUUCGGGCGUUGUUGCAAAUACCACCACUGUAGUGUUGGCCGAUGAAAAAUCCAAACUGGAUGAACCAUCAUCAGCGGCCGAAUUGGAACUGAACUCAUCGAGCAUCCUGAAACCACCGAAACUAGAAACCCAAGAGAGUCAGCAAUCCGAUUGUUCGGUCAACAAUAUGCCAACACGCAAUAGUGGCGAUCACACGGGUGAAGAUAGUUGUAGCUACAGUUCCAAGGGUGGCCAGAGUACCAAUGCCACCACCAAUGUGACUGGCUCGAAUGGCAAUGGUGCUGGGGGAGGCGGUAGUGGUGGUGGUGGCGGCAAUGGUAACUCCGGUGCCGGCUGUACCACCUCACUGCUGGACUCACACGAAAGUGUUAUUGCUAUGCCGAACAAAUCCGGCUUUCCCACCAGUGGUUGGGCCCAAUUUUGGAUAUUGCUCAAACGUUCCUUUGUCACAAUUAUGCGCGAUCGCAUGCUGACCCAUAUGCGGCUGGCGUCGCACAUUAUUGUUGGUGCCAUUAUUGGCAUGAUCUAUUACGAUGUCGGCAACGAGGCCUCCAAGGUGAUGAGUAAUGCUGGUUGUAUAUUUUUUACCACACUAUUUACCAUGUUUACAGCAAUGAUGCCCACAAUAUUGACAUUCCCCACAGAAAUGUCGGUGUUUGUACGAGAGCAUUUAAAUUAUUGGUAUUCACUUAAGGCUUUUUAUUUUGCUAAAACAAUGGCUGAUCUACCAUUUCAGAUUAUCUUCUCUAGCGUUUAUGUCAUCGUAGUGUAUUAUCUAACAUCCCAGCCCAUGGAACCGCAGCGGGUGACAAUGUUUGUGGUAAUAUGUGUGCUGACAUCGCUGGUGGCCCAAUCGUUGGGUUUGCUCAUUGGUGCUGGCAUGAAUAUAGAAGCUGGUGUUUUUCUGGGGCCUGUUACCACUAUACCGACCAUAUUGUUUUCGGGUUUCUUUGUGAACUUUGAUACAAUACCGGGCUAUUUGCAGUGGGUGACCUAUGUCAGUUAUGUGCGCUAUGGAUUUGAGGGAGCCAUGGUAUCGAUUUAUGGCAUGGAUCGGGCCAAACUGCAGUGUGAUGCCAUGUACUGUCACUUCCGUAGUCCGAAGAAAUUCUUGGAGGAGAUGUCCAUGGACAAAGCAGAGUAUUGGAUUGAUGCUGUGGCGUUGAUUGGCAUAUUUAUUGCUUUGAGAAUUAUAGCCUAUUUUGUGCUGCGUUGGAAGUUACACAUGAUACGUUAAACGUAGACGUAACGUAGUGCAUGCAUGCGAUCGAGCGAGCUGGCGAGCAGAUCAACCAACUAUAUAAUCCCGGAUAAAAAUCAAGCAAAAAACAUUAAGAAAAUAGCAGAAGUUAGAAGUUAGUUGAACACCACAUGAUAUAGUAUUAGGUUUAGGAUUUUUUCAGUGUGUGUGUGUACGAACGCGCGUAGAAUUUCAUAGAGCCAGUCGGGCAG
Molecule: messenger RNA, 5067 nt
Organism: Musca domestica (house fly)
Lineage: Eukaryota; Metazoa; Arthropoda; Insecta; Diptera; Muscidae
Gene: Atet
Product: ATP-binding cassette sub-family G member 1
Exons: 8
Coding region: 2219-4852 (877 amino acids)
Cellular component (GO): plasma membrane
Molecular function (GO): ATP binding; ATP hydrolysis activity; ABC-type transporter activity
Source: RefSeq, a predicted model, not a curated record